CAGUAUAAACGUGGCUUUUCCUUGCGGUUAAUAGGCAAAAGCGAAACAAAACAACACCAAAACUAGUUAGUUGAGAAGAGAAAGAAUACGAAUUACAAUGGAUUCAGAUUUCGGCAUUCCCAGAGAACUUUCAGAUCUGCAAAAACAUAGAUCUGCAUAUCAACCUGAACUUCCACCGUGUCUUCAGGGAACGACAGUCAGGGUAGAAUUAGGUGAUGCAACCACCGCGGCUGAUCCUUCCAGUGGCAAUAUCAUUAGCCGGGGUUUCCCACACACAUAUGGUCAGCCUUUGGUGCAUUUUUUUAGGCCAAAAGCACAGGUUCCUGGCGCACAGGUUAUAACAGAACAUCCAGCAAUCAGGGUUGGAUUGGUCUUCUGUGGGAGACAGUCACCAGGAGGGCAUAAUGUCGUAUGGGGUCUCCAUGAUGCUCUUAAAACUCACAACCCUAAGAGUACUCUGCUCGGAUUUCUUGGUGGAUCUGAAGGUUUAUUUGCUCAGAAGACUCUAGAAAUCACAGAUGAUGUACUCUCUACCUACAAAAACCAAGGCGGUUAUGACUUGUUGGGCCGUACAAAAGAUCAAAUAAAAACAACUGAGCAAGUUAAUGCUUCAUUAGCUGCAUGCAAAGCUUUGAAAUUGGAUGGGCUUGUGAUUGUUGGAGGUGUUACAUCAAACACUGAUGCUGCUCAGCUAGCAGAGACAUUUGCUGAAGCCAACUGUUCUACAAAGGUUGUUGGAGUCCCUGUUACUUUGAAUGGAGAUCUAAAAAAUCAGUUUGUUGAAACCGAUGUUGGGUUUGAUACAAUAUGCAAGGUCAACUCCCAGCUCAUCAGCAAUGUCUGCACAGAUGCUCUAUCUGCUGAGAAAUAUUACUACUUUGUAAGACUCAUGGGACGAAAGGCAUCACAUGUUGCCUUAGAGUGUGCUCUUCAGUCACAUCCAAAUAUGGUUAUCCUUGGAGAGGAGGUGUCUGCAUCAAAGCUUACUCUUUUUGAUAUUACAAAACAAAUAUGCGAUGCUAUUCAAGCCAGGGCGGAGGAAGAUAAGAAUCAUGGGGUCAUCUUGUUACCUGAGGGACUCAUAGAGAGCAUUCCUGAAAUCUAUGCACUCUUGCAGGAAAUUCACAGUCUGCAGAGACAGGGUGUUUCCGUUGACAACAUUUCUUCACAACUUUCACCCUGGGCUUCUGCCUUGUUCGAGUUUUUGCCAAUCUUCAUUAAGAAACAGCUGUUGCUUCACCCUGAAUCUGAUGACUCUGCCCAGUUGUCCCAGAUCGAGACAGAGAAACUUCUAGCACAUUUAGUGGAGACGGAAAUGACUAAGCGUACGAAAGAGGGCACAUACACUGGAAAGAAGUUCAAUGCCAUCUGCCACUUCUUCGGCUAUCAGGCUCGAGGAUCUUUGCCAUCAAAAUUCGAUUGCGACUAUGCCUAUGUUCUUGGACACAUCUGCUAUCACAUUUUAGCAGCUGGCUUGAAUGGUUACAUGGCAACCGUUACCAACCUGAAAAGCCCGUCAAACAAGUGGCGUUGUGGUGCUGCUCCAAUCUCGGCAAUGAUGACUGUGAAGAGAUGGGCACGUGGUCCUGGAACCUCAAAUAUUGGAAAACCUGCUGUUCAUCCUGCUACUGUCGAUCUGAAAGGCAAAGCUUAUGGGUUGCUGAGAGAAAAUGCAUCAGCAUUUUUGCUGGACGACAUGUACAGAAACCCUGGCCCACUACAAUAUGAUGGUCCUGGUGCUGAUAGUAAGACCAUGACUCUAUGUGUAGAAGACCAAGACUACAUGGGUAGGAUCAAGGAGUUGCAGGAAUAUCUUGACAAGGUGAGGAACAUGGUGAAACCAGGAUGCUCCCAGGAUGUUCUGAAAGCAGCUUUGUGUUCCAUGUCAUCAGUGACUGAUGUUCUCUCCGUCAUGUCUACAUCCUCGUACAGUGGUUCAGCACCCUUGUAAAAUUCAAAUGAGUCAAACCUAAAUCCUUCUGUUCUGGAAAGUGUUAUAUUGAACCGAGUUUGCUGAACCGAGAGUUGGAGUUCAAAAAAGGUGUUUGUGCCUUUUCUUUCUCCCUUUCACUUGGAUUUUGGUUUUUAAUCUUUUAGUCAUGGUUGUUUUUAUUAGGAUGGUGUGAUUUAGGCUUUGAACUUCUAGAUACAGUUGUCACGAGUGUGUUUACAUGGAUAACAAGAAAUUAAAAUAUAAUCCGGACGUUUGUUCCGAGAUAAAAAACUGUAGUCCGCACGUGGAAAGCUGACAUGUGGUCUAAGAUAGUUGACUUAAAGUAUCGUAGUAUCGUUUGGUCCUUUUCUAGGUGGAUCCAUGUCUGUUUAGUCUUUUCGUCAAACGUCUUUACUGUUUGGUCCAUAAUUAUUUAAAAAUAUUUAACUUGACAAAAA
Messenger RNA from Papaver somniferum (opium poppy), 2391 nucleotides. Its product is annotated as pyrophosphate--fructose 6-phosphate 1-phosphotransferase subunit alpha. The record is from RefSeq and is a predicted model, not a curated record. The coding region runs from base 98 to 1951 and encodes 617 amino acids. Gene Ontology annotation, biological process: fructose 6-phosphate metabolic process; glycolytic process; photosynthesis. Gene Ontology annotation, cellular component: cytosol. Gene Ontology annotation, molecular function: diphosphate-fructose-6-phosphate 1-phosphotransferase activity; 6-phosphofructokinase activity; ATP binding. Lineage: Eukaryota; Viridiplantae; Streptophyta; Magnoliopsida; Ranunculales; Papaveraceae. The transcript has 19 exons.